UCCAAAGUCAAAUCUGGAUUCGCUCUUGUCUCCCGCCGGGCCUCAGGUAUUCCAAUGUCGCUCCGGUCGACCUCAAACACCUGGCAACUUUGUCUUUUUUAGUAAACAACUUGACAAUCUUUGUCAUUGAAGAAUAUACGAUACUAAUGGUCGAUUGAUGAAUAAGGAAAAACGGUGGGUAUUUUUUCUUCAUUCGUAGAGACGUAUCAAACGAGCCCAGUGGUUGAUUCGAUCAAACAAUUUUCUCGUGUGAAGAACCUACGAGGGCUCCUAACCUAUACCGUAUCAACCAUUUUUACAGGUGUUGGAAUUUUAACGAAUUUUGACAGGGUACUAAAAGCGCAUAUGAUAAUAAACGUGACACAAUUACAACGUGCUGCGAUACAACAAUACAAUUAUAAUAUCUCACGACACACAGAAGAAUGUAGCUUGUCUUUUUCUUCCAUUGGCGCUACAACCCCUUAUAAGACUUAGGCCUCUCUGACGUACGCAUAUGGCGCGUGCAGAUUAUACACAUGCAUACAGGACCUACAGUCAAACUCCGGUUCCGAACGGCAAUUGGAAAAGAGGUUAUCAUAGCAUGAAUACUCUUUGGUGGUUCGCCAGAUCACCGAAGAGGCGCCGCGAGCGCGUGAACAAUUUCUCCGGCUCUGCCGGGAAAUCGAAACCGGGACUUCUGGCAUAGCGGACAAACUGGUGCGCUGUUUACCAUGCGACACUCAUGGAGGUUAUGAGCUGUCAUAAAAUUACUCUCAUUUUGGACUCUGCCGUCAUAUGAGCCGCUGAGCAAUUUGUAGUAUGACCGAAGUUGCUCCCGCGUGCAUCAUGGCGGAAUCCGAAGGUACAGGCGCCACCCUGGAGUGGAUGCGUCCCGACCAGGUGAUGCGGCUGUACCGUAUGAAAGUGAAGAAGCGUUACCUGCAGGCGCGCAUAACGCGCAGUGAGGCGAGCGAUAGCCAACUACAGCCUACCGGGGAUCCCGAUCAGUUUCAUUUCAGUGUUCCGCAACGCUCGCAAAAGCGCAAGAACCCGUUCGCGAUCGGUGAGACGUGCAAGAAGCAGAAGGACGAGCUGCCGACCGGAUUGGAGAUCAGCAACGACAACACGCUGUUCGAAUUGUUUCACCUCGAGGUCCAGCGGGAGAAGCAGACGGCCGAAUCGCUGUCUUCGGACGGCUCGCUGACGUUCGCCAACGUUCUCUCGAAAUUGGAAUCCAGCGUGCACACCGCCGACGUGGGUGCACCGAAGGGCGAGAAGUGCAUUCCCAUCGAUUGGACGUUGAAGACCAAGAUGAAGUUUCUAUCUCUGAGGCCCUUCCCGUGGAACGGAAAGCUGAAGACGAGCGAGGAAGCGUCCGGUACCACGGGAUUCGUCAGGUGUCUGAAUAUCCGCGAACAGGAGACAACGUUGGACACGAGUCCGAACGCGAGGUUUCACCAGUGCUGCCUGAUAUGGCAGCAUCCGUCGCUGCCGUGGCUGGAACUGUUUCCCCGCACCGCCGGCAAAGUGAGCGCCAGUCUGGCGAGCAACGCAUCGAUAGCCAACAGUCAGUACAUGAAGGAAGCGCUGCACGGGGACUGGCGCGACAGUUUCAGAUCCCUGUUCCACCUGCUGCGCGCGAGACAGUGUCCCUACUUUUACGUGUGCGCGAACACGUUCACGGCGCUCUUCCGCGCCGCCGGUGUCUGCGGACUGUCGGAGAUGCACGCGCUCCUCACGCCCACGACGCGCGGAUUCCGCCAGGCGUUGAAGCAAGAAGAAAUAGAAUACUCCAUGCCUUUGAGGAAGGAUCAAAAGAGACGGUCCGGGACUGACAGCGACAGCAGGACCGUGGACGUCGGUAUGUCGAAUUCGGGGACAGCGGAACAUCGGGAAGGGGCUGGCGAUUACGAGGAGCUGGAGGAGGAGGAGGACGAGGCUCAGGACGCGUGGCUCGAAAGUCUGGGCGUGGAGAACUCGGAGAUCCGGAAGAUCAAUCAUUCUCAGGCGAGGGUGACGUUGGAGAAGGAGAGCGAGGGGGACAACAUGAGGCAGUCUCUGGUAUUCGUCAAAGGCGUGGAGGCCCAGGCGUUAUUUAACUUCCUGAUCAACUGCAAGUCGGCCACAGCGACUACCGGCGCGCUGGCCGGCGUCCCUCCUACGCUCCUCGCACCGACGGCCUUUCACGGCGCUUCGUUGAAACCGCUCAAGGUCCGAGAAAGCAUGGUGCACGUUAAGAACGAGCAGUAUCACUCCCUCGAGCUGAAGGGACCGCUCUUGCCGCACGUGUUGCCCUCCCUCUGCCACUUGAUGGAGUCCAGUCAGUUGGAGCAGUACUCGGCGAGCUGCGCGCAACUGCCGGCGACAACUUCCUUCUCCGUGGCGAAGCACGGCGCUGGUGAAGCGGCUGUCGUGGAAGGGGAAGGUGCCGCGAAGAUGCCGCCCAAUAUCUUCGGGCAGGAAAACCUGAGCGACUGUGGCUUCAGUAAGGAGCUGUUGAGGCACUUCUGCGACCCCGACCCGGCCAGGAUAGAGGUUUUGGAAAGCUUGAAGUUCUCCAACGGAUUGUACACGUGGUCGUGAUGGCUCGCGAGGUUCAGAAAUACGCGUCUGAAUGCGCGCGAGAUUUAAGCAACGAGAGAGAGGCAGUCCACGCUUCGUCCUUAGCAGGGAGAGAUGGAAUCAAGUACACUUCGAGUGAUGCUUCUCUCUCUCUCUCUCUUUCCCCGAGUUUUUCAUGAGUAUGUUGUGCGGGACACGACUGAAUCGAUGUAAUCGAAACUUUCUGAAAUAUACGCGAGAUCUUCGCGAGUAGCUUGAAAUGCGGCGAAUUCAAGGGCGACACGUGGCGAUAUAUUUGCAAGAGGUUACAUGGAAAAAAAUUGUCUUACAAAUCAACGAUGGAUAUUCUAAUAUGUAUGCAAGAAUAUAAUAAUAUCCUUAGAAGAUUUUUAAUCUUGAAUUGAGUGCAAAUAAUAGAGAGAGAGAGAGAGAGA
Dinoponera quadriceps is the source of this 2975-nucleotide messenger RNA. It is a transcript of the gene hd, whose product is annotated as protein downstream neighbor of son homolog. The transcript is spliced from 7 exons. The record is from RefSeq and is a predicted model, not a curated record. Lineage: Eukaryota; Metazoa; Arthropoda; Insecta; Hymenoptera; Formicidae. Bases 799 to 2562 code for a protein of 587 amino acids. Gene Ontology annotation, biological process: nuclear DNA replication. Gene Ontology annotation, cellular component: nucleus.